AAAAGUUUUGUAGGUAGUUGGACCCCCAAUUGUUCUAUCUGCAACUAUCCAGUCUGACGUGUAAGAUAUGUACAUGUCAGCACAGCAGUGGCGAGAUGCUCGAUGUUGCUUUGGGGUAAUGGACUGAUUAUCAUAGGCCGUAUCCAUCGCCUGCAUUUGUCAAUAAAUUAACAUCGACUUUUAUCAUUUCAUUACAUGCUCUGAUACGCCCGUUGCUCUCUGAUUUAAUCCCUGGAUCUUAGCUUUUUGUGAGUUCCCAAGAGUUGACAGGAUGUCUUGCUUCAAGGGUAAAUACCAUGAUGAGCUGAUAGCCAAUGCCAACUACAUAGCCACCCCAGGAAAGGGCAUUCUUGCUGCAGAUGAAAGCACAGGAACAAUUGGCAAGCGUCUUGCCUCCAUCAAUGUUGAAAACGUCGAAUCCAACCGCCGAGCCCUCCGAGAGCUUCUCUUCACAGCCCCGGGCGCCCUUCCCUUCAUCAGCGGAGUCAUUCUCUUUGAAGAGACCCUCUACCAGAAGGCUUCCGAUGGUACGCCAUUUGUGGACAUCCUAACUGCUGCAGGAGUCCUUCCAGGCAUCAAAGUAGACAAGGGCACUGUGGACCUAGCUGGCACGGCAGGGGAGACCACCACCCAGGGCCUGGAUGGCCUAGGCCAAAGGUGUGCUACCUAUUACAAAGCAGGAGCCCGAUUUGCAAAGUGGCGGGCUGUUCUCAAGAUUGGACCCACCGAGCCCUCCCAAUUGGCCAUCCAAGAGAAUGCCAAUGGGCUUGCUCGCUAUGCCAUCAUAUGCCAGGAAAAUGGCCUUGUACCCAUUGUGGAACCAGAGAUCCUUGUGGACGGUCCCCACUCCAUUGACGUCUGUGCUGAUGUGACAGAGCGCGUCGUUGCAGCCUGCUACAAGGCCCUCAAUGACCAUCAUGUCCUUCUGGAGGGCACGCUUCUUAAGCCCAACAUGGUGACACCCGGAUCAGAUGCCCCCAAAGUCAGCCCUGAAGUCAUUGCCCAGUACACAGUCCAGGCCCUUCAGAGGACUGUGCCACCCGCUGUGCCCGGCAUUAUGUUCUUGUCCGGUGGGCAGAGCGAGGAGGAGGCCACUUUGAACUUGAACGCCAUGAACAAGCUUCAGGGCGUUAAGAAGCCAUGGACUCUGUCUUUCUCCUUCGGCCGGGCUCUUCAGGCCAGUACUUUGAAAACAUGGGGUGGGAAGCCCGAGAAUGUGGGCAAGGCCCAGGCUGCCCUUUUGUCACGGUGCAAGGCCAAUUCUCAGGCCACUUUAGGAACCUAUGCUGGGGAUUCUGCUCAGGCCGCUGGCGUCGCCGAGAGCCUUCAUGUUAAGGACUACAAAUACUGAUUCACUCGUUCUGACGCCUCAGUAAUAAGCAUUUCUGGGAACUAUUAGGUACUGUUCUUUGUUUUGUUUUUGUUUGUUUGUUUUUCCCUGUGAUUGCUUCAGCCUUAAGAUGAGUCGAACCGGUGCGGCUGAUUUCAAGAUGAUAAACUCUCUUUGAUUCAAUUACUAAGGUUUCCCCUUCUCUGGAAUAAAUUCAACCAUUAUGUUUGUUGGGUAUUGAGCUUAAUAAAUGUGUGGUGGAAAGCAUCAAAUUGUUAAUUACAUUGUUCAUGUUCUGCGCUUGCAAAUGUUCAGAAGCUCUGGAUGAUUUUUAUAUCAUAACGAUUUAGAUUGA
Cryptomeria japonica (Japanese cedar) is the source of this 1685-nucleotide messenger RNA. RefSeq names its product fructose-bisphosphate aldolase 6, cytosolic. The transcript is spliced from 2 exons. The coding region runs from base 272 to 1351 and encodes 359 amino acids. NCBI's taxonomy places the organism in Eukaryota, Viridiplantae, Streptophyta, Pinopsida, Cupressales, Cupressaceae. Gene Ontology annotation, biological process: fructose 1,6-bisphosphate metabolic process; glycolytic process. The record is from RefSeq and is a predicted model, not a curated record. Gene Ontology annotation, cellular component: cytosol. Gene Ontology annotation, molecular function: fructose-bisphosphate aldolase activity.